Messenger RNA from Paramecium sonneborni, 442 nucleotides. NCBI's taxonomy places the organism in Eukaryota, Ciliophora, Oligohymenophorea, Peniculida, Parameciidae. The record is from the annotation of a GenBank genome assembly.
AUGAUUAUAAUAUUCUUAGCAAUCAAUGUGAUUGGUAAGUUUUCUUAUCCUUAAUUCAACCAAGAAUAAGAAAUUUCUUUGUAUCCAACAGUAGGAGAAUUUUAUCAAUAUUAAAUGGGCUUGGAAUCAGAUUCUUAAUUAAAGUGCAAAAUGCAUCCUGAAGUUCCAAAUGUCGAGUUUAUCAAUUAAUGCGAAAAAAUAUACUAAACAAAAGGAAAUUGUAAAAUAUUAUGAAGUUUAUUGUAGAAUUUAAAUCCAUGUCAUCAAACAGUACACAUUUUGGUACUCUGACAAAUAAAAAUGAAGUGAUUAUAUAUGAGUGGAAGAAUUCAAUGAUUCAAUAAUUUGGAUAAUCUGUGCCAAUUGACCCUUUGUUUAAUUGUUUUAACAUCAAUUUGUCUUUAGAAUUUUAAAUUUUGGUAGAUUGCUAUUACAACAAUGA